Coregonus sp. 'balchen' is the source of this 6703-nucleotide messenger RNA. The record is from the annotation of a GenBank genome assembly. NCBI's taxonomy places the organism in Eukaryota, Metazoa, Chordata, Actinopteri, Salmoniformes, Salmonidae.
UCCUGGGGCCCUCAGGCCAGAGUGGGGCAGCAAAGCACCUAUGGGGCUGACUACAAGCCCCCCAGUGAUCGGCCCCUCUCGCUGUUCCGGCUCCAUGCAGAGCCCUCUUGCACCACACACCAGAAGGUAGCAUACAACUAACUCUAUCUCUGUCUCUCCCUCUCUCUCUCUCUCUCUCUCUCUCUCUCUCCUCUCUCUCUCUCUCUCUCUCUCUGUCUCUCUCUCUCUCUCUCUCUCUCUCCCUCUAUCUCUCUCUCUCUCUCUCUCUCUCUUCUCUCUCUCUCUCUCUCUCCUCUCUCUCUCUCUCUCUCUCUCUCUCUCUCUCUCUCUCUCUCUCUCUCUCUCUCACUCUCUCCUCCUCUCUUCUUCUCUCUCUCUCUCUCUCCACUGCCAUCACACUACUGUACACACACACUCCCUAUUUCUCCUGCCUAUCUGCUUCUGUCUCUCCUUCUCCUGUCUUCUCUCUCCUCUCCCUGCCUACCUGCCUGCCCUGUCCUGCCUGCCUGCCUGCCUGCCUGCCUGCCUGCCUGUCUGUCUGCCUGUCUGUCUGUCUGUCUGUCUGUCUGUCUGUCUGUCUGUCUUCCUGCCUGCCUGUCUGUCUGUCUGUCUGUCUGUCUGUCUGUCUGUCUGUCUGUCUGUCUGUCUGUCUGUCUGUCUGUCUGUCUGUCUGUCUGUCUGUCUGUCUGUCUGUCUGUCUAUCUGUGUGUGUGUCUGUCUUCCUGUCUGUCUGUCUAUCUGUGUGUCUGUCUGUCUUCCUGCCUGUCUGUCUGUCUAUCUGUGUGUCUGUUUGUCUUCCUGCCUGUCUGUCUGUCAGUUGGUGGAUGUGUGGGCUCAGUACCACAGACAGUGUUUCCAGACCAGUACCAACGGCCCACGGAACCCCGCCUCUGCCUUCACUCAGGUGAGUCCAUCAGCCUCAGGCACAAGAACUAACUUACCUGUCCCUUGACUGGCAUACCUUAGGGGCAUUUCAUGGUAGGCUGCUCACCUGCACAUACUCCGCCUCCUUUUAGAAGUAAGACUUAUUUUGUACCUCCAGCCAAUCGCAAUCACUCUGUUGAGAUAUAUUGCAGACUCCUUGAAAAAGAUGUUGGUAAUCUCCUUAAGAACAAACAUGAGUACAUAUCUUUCCAUAAUUUACAGAAGGAUGAAAAACAAGCUUUGCUUGAUUUACAAUCCGAUACGUCAGUCCUUACCCACCCUGCUGAUAAGGGUGGGUCGGUUGUACUCAUGGAUAGGACAGUUUAUGUAAAUGAGUGUCAUAGACAACUGCUUGACAACACCUUUUACAAGAAACUCAGAAGUGACCCCACUUCCCAAUUUCAGAACAUUAUCUUUACUGUCCUAGAUGGGUAUUUAAGUUCUGGUCAAAUCACCAAAAAAUAACAUUACUUUUUGGCUAUUCAACACCCUAAAAUUGCCACUUUCUAUACUUUGCCGAAAUUAUACAAGAAUGUUGCAAAACCUCCAGGGCAUCCUAUUGUAGCGGGCAUUGAUGCAGUAACAGCCCCUUUAUUGACUUUUGUUGACUUUUUUAUUAGACCACAGAACAGCUCCCCUCCUUUGUAAAGGACACCAGCAGUAUGGUCUUUAUUAUUGAAUCUCUUAAUCCUCUCCCUGAGAAUACUUUGUUAGUUACUUUUGAUGUUGAGUCGUUAUACACAAAUAUUCCACACGAGGGCGGUAUUGAAGCCAUGGAACAUUUUCUUCUGCAACGUGACCCAAAUGAACUCUGAUUUACCAUCCCAAAAUAUCCCUGCACAAUGUCUAUUUGCGCCUCUACAGGAUGGAAACUACAAGUGUAAUGGCUGCGCUCAAUGCAAUGGCACUUACAAAUGUAGAUCCUUCAAACACCCCCAAACAGGGAAACACAUCCCAAUCAAAGGUGUUAUCACGUGCUCCACUAAGGCAGUUAUUUAUCUUAUAACUUGUCUUGUGGUAAAAAAUUAUGUGUGUAAAAUGAAGAGCGAAUUAAAAGUACGAAUCUCGGAGCAUCGUAGCACCAUUAGGUGCAAAAACUCGACAUUUGCGGCCCACUUUUUGGAAGCGAACCACUCGAUUUUGUCCCUACGUUAUAUCGGCAUCGAACACAUCACCCUCCCUAGGAGGGGAUGACCUCGACAAUUUAUUAUUAAAACGAGAGGCUGCCUGGAUCUUUCAUUUAAAGACCCUUGCUCCCUUCGGUCUCAACACAGACUUUGAUCUGAAGGCAUUCUUGUGAUUAUUGUGAUUUUGCUAUUCAUUGUAAAUGUUUGUUGGCCUUUGUAGUCAAAUUGUAUCUAUGAUCGUAUGCUAUUAAUUUGUUUUUUAUAUGUUCUAUUUAUAUCUGUAAAUUAACCAAUGAUAUCAAGCCACACCCGGCCAUGAUUACAGACACCUGCGUGUGUCCUUUGACACUAUAUAAACUAGUGACCCGCAGUGUUUGUCAUUAUACCCUGAUGAAGACAGCUUGUCUGUCCAAACGUUGGUUAUUAGGUUAUUAAAUUAUUGCAUCUGAGCUCCUAGAGUGUGAGAUUCUCCUUUUCUUUUUCAGAUGCAUUGAUAUGAUCUUAUCUUAGUCAGUCUCAAACAUCUCUAUCCUCUCUCUCUCUCUCUCUCUCUCUCUCUCUCUCUCUCUCUCUCCUCUCUCUCUCCACCUCUCGCUCUCUGUCUCCCCUCUCUCGCUCUCUGUCUCCCCUCUCUCUCUCUCCCCUCUCUCUCUGUCUCCGCUCUCUCUCUCUCCCCUCUCUCUCUGUCUCCCCUCUCUCUCUCUCUCUCUCUCUAUGUCUCUCUCUCUGUGUCUCUCUACAGAAGGGGAGAACAGUGAGGGCAGCUAUGUUAGAGAGUGAGAAUUUCAGUAAGAUCCCAGUGGAGAGGACAGCUCCUCGAGAGAAGGGGCAGAGCCAGAUACCACCAAAGCGUUCGAGCUUCGACUCUGGGGAACGAAGGUCAGUCUCCCCCUCUCUCUCCUGGACCUCAGUUCAUAACUCCGGCCCGUUCCGCCCUGCCCGGAAAGAGGCAUGGAUGCAGGCAACAGGGGACCCGGCACUGGGGGUCUCAACCAAAGCCAAGGACGGGGUGGAGCUGCCUCACAUCGGCAGUGGAGAAGGUAGGAGAGGGAACACCCUGUUUAUUAUAUGUUUUUCUUUGAGGCUUUGAAGGGCCUUAUAACUCCACAGUUUGAUCCGUUUUGGUCUCCUUUAGUGCAAGAUGAUAGACCAGCACCCAUAAUGUACGUGUGUGUACUACCUGUUCCUGUUAUCACAGGAAGUGAUGCGGAGCCCCCGCUGCAGUUGGAGGGGUUGAGGGCGGAGCAGUUCCGUCGGGACAUGACCCACUCAUCUAGGCUGGAAGGCCAGAUCAACCAGCGCAUAGCCACCCAGUCUAACCUCAUGCACCUAGGUAGGUCCUAUAGAGAUAGAACAAUAUAUUCAACACUGUUCUAUACCCAUAGCCACCCAGUCUAACCUCAUUCAUCUAGGUAGGCUUUCUAACAACAGCCUAGUGUCCCAAAUAGCACCCUAGUCUCUAUAUAGUGCACUACUUUUGGCCAGAACCCUAUCAGCACUAUAUAGAGAAUAGGGCUUUGGUCAAAAGUAGGGCACUAUAUAGCGAAUAGGGUGCCAUUUGGGACGUACAGCCUUUAUGCACCUAGGUAGGUCCCAUAGCCACCCAGUAGGGGGAGACAUAGUACUCAACACUAUCCACCCUGAUCCUAGAUCAGCACUCCCUACUCUGAGACGCUUUAAUACGGGCCAAACCACUUACUUUGUUGAGAGCCUGCUGGCCAAAGCUCAUUGGCAUUAACAUGUUAAACUUGUGACGUAGGUGCAGUAUGAUGCUAUAUGUGGGUUUAUUCAUGAUAACUCUCAUUUGUGUGUGUGUAGGGCUGCCAUUCGACGGCGUGACCACCUACAGCCAGAGCUACACACUGGGACAACCCCCCACCCUGAGAGGCCCGCAGCGCAUCCUGCCUGAAGCCACACUCAACUGGUACAGUAGAUCACAUCCACGGAUUGAAAGGAGGGAUCUGUUCAUACUUACUUACCUAAGUCUUUGGAGCAUAGGCCAUGGACCACUCCUCUCCAUUGCACUCAGUUCUGGAAAGUCUCCUCCAGCUUGUUCCACCCUGUGCCAGUUUUCUUUGCAUUUGUCUCAAGCUCCUGCAAUCUGUUCACUGCGAUAGAUAAUAACUACAUUUACAUUUUAGUCAUUUAGCAGACGCUCUUAUCCAGAGCGACUUACAGUUAGCGAGUGCAUACAUUUUCAUACUGGCCCCCUGUGGGAAACGAACCCACAACCCUGGCGUUGCAAGCGCAAUGCUCUACCAACUGAGCUACAGGGGACAGACUACUACAGAGCAGAUUACAUAGUGACUCACACAUACAGUGAUUCAUAGCAAUCCCCUUCACCCAGCAACCCAUUAACGGUCAAGUGGUGCUGCAGAGGUUAUGUCCAUCAUAUAGUCUGGUGUCUGUAAUAGCCAGAGGUAAAAGUGAUAUCCCAAUAAACACAGUCGGGUAGUAUUGUGGAAUUCUAACAGCUUUAUACCUGUCCUCCAGACCUCCAGCUCUGCAAACAUAGCAUGGUUAGGGCCAAGGGGAAGGACUUUAAUAUGCUUCACCAUCCAUCCAGGAGGGCCUGGGCGUCAGAGUACCAGGACCGGUACCAGGGCCCUGAUCGCUACGUCCCUGGGCAGAGGAAGCCCCCUAGCGGCCUGGAGAAGGAGCCCUGCACCUCCGAGUACCAGCCUGUCGGCCGCACCGCGGACCAGACCCGAGGACACAUCCGCUCAGAGUACCAGAGGCACUUCACCAAGAAGGUAAUGCCCCAAAUGGCACCCUAUUCCCUUUGUAGUGCACUACUUUUGACCAGAGCCUUAUGGUGCACUAUCAAAAGAAUGGGGUGCCAUUUGGGAUGAAGACCCAGUUUCAAGGCUCCCUAGCAGAGCAAAUGUAAGGCUGCAUUUACACACCACUAGACACACUGUAGAGGCUGUGACUUUCACCUCGUGGUGCACAGAGGGCUCUGCACAGAAAUUGAGAUUUACAUGCCAUUUACAUAGACCCUUGCUAUCCGGGAUCCAAUGGACAUCCCUACCCUAUUGAAGUUUAAAUUAUUUAAAAUGGUUAAGGGUUAAGGUUAGGGACAUCAAGUAUCCCAGAUAGCACUAACCAAUUUGGUCCUAUAUACAGUACCAGUCAAAGGUUUGGACACACCUACUCAUUCCAGGGUUUGUCUUUACUUUUACUAUAUGCCAAGAGUGUGCAAAGCUGUCAUCAAGGCAAAGGGUGGCUAUUUGGAGAAUCUCAAAUAUAAAAUAUAUUUUGAUUUGUUUAACUUUUUUGGUUACUACAUGAUUCCAUGUGUUAUUUCAGUUUUGUUGUCUUCACUAUUAUUCUAAAAUGUAAAAAAUAGUAAAACUAAAGAAAAACCCUUGAAUGAGUAGGUGUGUCCAAACCAUUUGACUGGUACUGUAUAUAUACACUGCUCAAAAAAAUAAAGGGAACACUUAAACAACACAAUGUAACUCCAAGUCAAUCACACUUCUGUGAAAUCAAACUGUCCACUUAGGAAGCAACACUGAUUGACAAUAAAUGUCACAUGCUGUUGUGCAAAUGGAAUAGACAACUGGUGGAAAUUAUAGGCAAUUAGCAAGACACCCCCAAUAAAGGACUGGUUUUGCAGGUGGUGACCACAGACCACUUCUCAGUUCCUAUGCUUCCUGGCUGAUGUUUUGGUCACUUUUGAAUGCUGGCGGUGCUUUCACUCUAGUGGUAGCAUGAGACGGAGUCUACAACCCACACAAGUGGCUCAGGUAGUGCAGCUCAUCCAGGAUGGCACAUCAAUGCGAGCUGUGGCAAGAAGGUUUGCUGUGUCUGUCAGCGUAGUGUCCAGAGCAUGGAGGCGCUACCAGGAGACCGUAGGAGGGGAGGCCGUAGGAGGGCAACAACCCAGCAGCAGGACUGCUACCUCCGCCUUUGUGCAAGGAGGAGCACUGCCAGAGCCCUGCAAAAUGACCUCCAGCAGGCCACAAAUGUGCAUGUGUCUGCUCAAACGGUCAGAAACAGACUCCAUGAGGGUGGUAUGAGGGACCGACGUCCACAGGUGGGGGUUGUGCUUACAGCCCAACACCGUGCAGGACGUUUGGCAUUUGCCAGAGAACACCAAGAUUGGCAAAUUCGCCACUGGCGCCCUGUGCUCUUCACAGAUGAAAGCAGGUUCACACUGAGCACGUGACAGACGUGACAGAGUCUGGAGACGCCAUGGAGAACGUUCUGCUGCCUGCAACAUCCUCCAGCAUGGCCGGUUUGGCGGUGGGUCAGUCAUGGUGUGGGGUGGCAUUUCAUUGGGGGGCCGCACAGCCCUCCAUGUGCUCGCCAGAGGUAGCCUGACUGCCAUUAGGUACCGAGAUGAGAUCCUCAGACCCCUUGUGAGACCAUAUGCUGGUGCGGUUGGCCCUGGGUUCCUCCUAAUGCAAGACCUCAUGUGGCUGGAGUAUGUCAGCAGUUCAUGCAAGAGGAAGGCAUUGAUGCUAUGGACUGGCCCGCCCGUAAACCCAGCCCAACAAUGAACAACUGGUAACUUCAAUAAUUUCAAGAGACAGUUGAGCAAAAAGAGGAAAUAUAAUACAAGUCAUUAUGUUGCUCCUCUGGUUUUGCUGCAGAACUACCCUGGCCUGGCCAGACCCAGGACCAGCCCUGCGUACAGAGACGACUGA